GGGUGGCCACAAGGGUUGUUUACGUUUUCACUUUUGAAAGUAGAUUUUCAAUAGAAAGAAUUCAAUGAAAAACUUUGCUUUCAAAUCAUGAUCUGAUAUUCAUAUCUUUUAACGAAAGGUGCGUGAACAUGGCCGGAGCCGCUCUCAAACGCCUAAUGGCAGAGUAUAAACAAUUGACUUUAAAUCCACCGGAAGGCAUAAUUGCAGGACCGGUUAGCGAAGAGAAUUUCUUCGAAUGGGAAGCCUUGAUUAUGGGACCUGUAGGAACACCCUUUGAAGAUGGAGUAUUUACAGCAAAAAUGACCUUUCCAACCGACUAUCCACUUAGUCCACCUAAAAUGAAGUUUACAUCAGACAUGUUUCAUCCAAAUGUUUACCCUGAUGGCAGAGUCUGCAUCUCCAUACUUCAUGCACCUGGUGAUGAUCCUAUGGGUUACGAAACAAGUGCAGAAAGAUGGAGUCCUGUACAAUCCGUGGAGAAGAUUCUAUUAUCUGUUGUGAGCAUGUUAGCAGAGCCAAAUGAUGAAAGUGGGGCAAACGUUGAUGCUUCGAAAGUAUGGCGUGAAAACCGUGAAGAAUUUAAUAAUAUUGCAAGAAAUCUUGUGAAGAAAAGUCUGAACUUGUAGAAAAGAGCAUUUUGUAAAUGAUAUUGUGAAUAUAUAUAGUUGUGACUUACAAAAAUAUAGAAUAUAUUUUUGUUGAAAUAAGCAAAGUAAUGCCAUUGCUAUAUUGUAUCACUCCCAUUUGCUUAUUUGUAAUGCCACACCUGAACAAACUACAUAAUUCAAGAAUUAAAUUAUUUCCACAACAUA
This is a messenger RNA of Xenia sp. Carnegie-2017, 812 nucleotides long. Its product is annotated as ubiquitin-conjugating enzyme E2 G2-like. NCBI's taxonomy places the organism in Eukaryota, Metazoa, Cnidaria, Anthozoa, Malacalcyonacea, Xeniidae. Gene Ontology annotation, cellular component: endoplasmic reticulum; cytosol. Bases 129 to 626 code for a protein of 165 amino acids. The transcript is spliced from 7 exons. The record is from RefSeq and is a predicted model, not a curated record.